Messenger RNA from Mastomys coucha (southern multimammate mouse), 1080 nucleotides. RefSeq names its product melanoma-associated antigen B16-like. The record is from RefSeq and is a predicted model, not a curated record. Gene Ontology annotation, biological process: negative regulation of transcription by RNA polymerase II. NCBI's taxonomy places the organism in Eukaryota, Metazoa, Chordata, Mammalia, Rodentia, Muridae. Gene Ontology annotation, cellular component: nucleus.
AUGACAGCCUUCAGAAGAUGUGCAGCUGACCAAGGCCAGACCUGUGAAGCAACCCAGAACCUACAGGUUGCAGCAGCCUCCAUCGAUGUUGAGGAGCCAUGUUCCUCAUCUCAUCUUAAGGCUAGUAGUCUGAAGGGCCAGACCAGUGAGGAGACCCAGGUCUCCAAGGAUGUAGAGGAACCAUGUUCCUCCUCUCAACUUCUUAUGGCUAGCAGCCAGGAUGAUCCUGCAGAUGAGACACCCAAUACUUCUGGGGGUCUUCAGCAUCCCUCUGCCUCUUCAAGGGAGUCUGCUGAGGAUCUUGGUAACCAAGAAGUGCAGGAUAACCCAGUCAUUCCACCAGAUCCCAGCACAAAUUUACCUGUGAUGACUACAGAUGGGAAAGUUGAUUUCUUGGUGAAUUACAUGCUGUACAAGUAUUAUGUGAAAGAGAUGAUGAGUAUGGAUGAUAUAAUGGGACACAUUAUCAGAGAAGAUGUGGAUCACUAUCAUGAAAUCCUCACGAGAGCUGCUGAGUGCAUGGAAAUGGUCUUUGGGCUGGAUGUGAGGGAGAUAGAACCUAUCAACUAUUGCUAUGCUCUUUUUAUCAAAUUAGGUCUCACCUAUGAUGGAAUGCACAAUGAUGAGUACAGCUUUCCUAAGAGUGGUCUCCUGAUACUCAUCCUGAGCAUAGUCUUCAUGAAGGGCAACCGUGCCACUGAAGAGAUUUGGGAAGUACUGAAUCCACUGGGAAUCUAUGCUGGGAUGAAUCAUUUCAUCUUUGGUGACCCUAGAGAACUGAUAACUGAUAAGUUUGUGAGGGAGCAAUACCUGGAAUACCAGCCAGUAGCCAACAGUGAUCCCAUGCAGUAUGAGUAUGUGUGGGGGCUAUAGGCUAAAGCUGAAACUAGUAAGAUGAAAGUAUUAGAGUUUGUGGCCAAGGUUCAUGGGUCAAACCCUAUUGCAUUCCCUUCUCAGUAUGAAGAAACACUGAUAGAAGAAGAAGAAGGAACCCUUGCCAUGAUAUUAGAGCAUGCUGGCCCAAGUUCUGCUUCUGGUGAAAGUUCUAGUGACACAAGCAGCAACUUCUCUUACGUCUAG